This is a messenger RNA of Spea bombifrons (plains spadefoot toad), 3055 nucleotides long. It is a transcript of the gene SLC12A8, whose product is annotated as solute carrier family 12 member 8. NCBI's taxonomy places the organism in Eukaryota, Metazoa, Chordata, Amphibia, Anura, Pelobatidae. Gene Ontology annotation, molecular function: potassium:chloride symporter activity. The transcript has 15 exons. Bases 306 to 2450 code for a protein of 714 amino acids. Gene Ontology annotation, biological process: chloride ion homeostasis; chloride transmembrane transport; potassium ion import across plasma membrane. Gene Ontology annotation, cellular component: membrane. The record is from RefSeq and is a predicted model, not a curated record.
CGAACGGACGGCGCUGUGCCUCCAGACGCGUGUCCUCAUCCUUACCUCCCCUGCUGGGAAGCUGCUCCAUGAAAGGUCUGUAAUGAGCUCACUAAAGGGUUAACUGCACCGUCCUAAAGGGCCGUGGAAUCCGGGCUCCGCAGAUUACGUCUCCUGACACGGACGUGGCUCUAAGUCUGGAGGUUUGGUCGCUGGGAGCCACACGUUGGUGAAGAGACUCCGGGAUUAGCAGGAUGCGCGGGAGCCCAACGCAGCUCACUUGGCCCCACCACGUGGACCUGUGUGUCUGACGCCUUGGAUUUGACAUGAGCCACGUGAUGGAAGAUACAAUGGGGGUGACCAAGCCAACAGCACUCAACGGGAGUAUGAGUGGAAGCGAGAGCGUUAAAGAUUUAUUCCAUGAAGAUGCGCAGGUGUCUCAGCUGCAGUCUCGGCCAUGGUGGAAGAUCCAGCUGUUUGUCUGGGAGCCGGUUCUCUUCGGGACGUGGGACGGCGUCUUCACCUCCUGCAUGAUCAAUAUUUUUGGGGUGGUGUUAUUCCUGCGGACGGGGUGGCUCGUGGGGAACACGGGGGUUCUGCUGGGGAUGUUCCUGGUGUCGUUUGUCAUCGUGGUGGCGCUGGUCACGGUGCUGUCCGGUAUCGGGGUGUGCGAGAGAUGCAGCAUUGGCAGCGGCGGCGUCUACUCCAUGAUUUCCACUGUGCUGGGGGGCAAAGUCGGGGGCACGGUCGGCCUGCUUUAUAUAUUUGGGCAGUGUGUUGCAGGCGCCAUGUACAUCACGGGCUUCGCGGAAUCCAUCGCCGACGUGCUCCGCCUGGAGAACAUCUGGGCCGUGAGGGGCAUCUCGCUGGCCGUGCUCCUGGGGCUGUUGGCCAUUAACCUGGCCGGCGUGAAAUGGAUCAUCCGGCUGCAGCUGCUGCUGCUCCUCCUGCUGGCCGUCUCCACGCUGGACUUCGUCAUCGGGUCCUUCACUCACCUGGAUCCAGAUCACGGCUUCGUCGGGUACUCCGAGGAGCUCCUGCGUAACAACACGUUCCCGGACUACAGCCCCGGGGAGACCUUCUUCACCGUGUUUGGGGUGUUUUUCCCAACAGCCACAGGAGUCAUGGCCGGCUUCAAUAUGAGCGGAGACCUGAAGCGGCCGGCCUCCGACAUCCCGCUGGGGUCCCUGGCCGCCAUCGCCAUCUCGUGGUUUCUGUACAUCGUCUUUGUCUUCCUCCUCGGGGCGAUUUGUUCCCGCGAGUUCCUCCGCUACGAGUUCAUGAUCGCGGAAAAGGUGUCCCUGGUGGGCUUCCUCUUCCUCCUGGGGCUGUAUAUCUCGUCGCUCGCCUCCUGCAUGGGGGGUCUUUACGGCGCCCCCAGAAUCCUUCAGUGCAUCGCGCAGGAGGAGGUUAUCCCGGCCCUCGCCUUCCUCGCUCACGGGAAAGGUCCAAAUAAGACCCCGGUGGCCGCGAUCUUCCUGACCGGCGUUCUGACCAUGGCCUUCGUCUUCAUCGGCCAGGUGAACAUCCUGGCGCCGAUCGUUACCAUAAACUUCAUGCUGACGUACAGCGCCGUGGACUAUUCCUACUUCUCGGUGACCAUGAGCUACGGCCUGCAGCGCGGCCCCCAGAAGGCGCGGAGAGUCGGCCCCCGGACCCCGAGCUCUGCCCAGCCGCUCAUCCUCAAUAAAAGCGCCGGCUACGGCUCCAACGGGACCCUGCUGGAGUUCACCAGAGACAUGGAUCAACUCUUCCGAGCCGGCGAUGCCGCGGCCGCCGACCAACCGCAGGACCCCGACCCGAAAAGGGCCAAGAAAGCGCGGAGGGCCCGGAAGCCGGCCAAGGAGACCCUGCAGGACAGCUUCCAGCUAGACUUCCAGGAGCGGCCGGAGGACGCGGCGCCGGGCACACCGCCGGACGAGCGAGCCCCGUACCCCCCCGAGGGCGCGGAGGAGCCGGACGACCGGAGGAGGGCCGAGGACCAAACGUUCACCGAGGACCCGCAGUCAGGGGCCGAGAGCAAAGAAGAUUUAAACAUCCAGAACAAAUCUCUCGGGUUUGAGAUCCAGAGUCUGUCGGCUUCCUUUUACUCCAAGCUCUGCAAUCAUUGGGUCUCCUUCCUGGGGGCCAUCCUGUCUAUCGUGAUCAUGUUUGUGAUCCAGUGGAUUUACGCUCUGGCAAACAUCGCCGUCGCCGUCCUCCUCUAUUUCUACAUCGGCCGCGUGAGCCCCGGACUUAAUCCAGGGGUGGCAGCGAACUUCAGCUUCUUCUCGUGGAUCCGUGGGGUGGCAGCCACGGCGUGCAGGAAGAAGCCGCCCCCCGAGGAGCACUUCGUGGUGACCCCGUCUUUCGCCUCUGUCGGCAUGGAGACCACGCAGCUGACGGAGGAGAACGCAGACUUUGCGUCCCGUGGCCGGUUCCAUCGCUCGUCCAUCAUCAGCCGGGGGCAAUUCGUUAAUCAGUUCAACUAGGAGCCCGGGAUCUCGCCGCCUGCAGUCAGAGGGCCCUGGCCACUAACUGGUUAAUCCUGCAGAUUUAUAACGUGAAAUCUUACGCUCAUCACCCCGAUCCGCGGAGGCGGAGGAUCUCCCAGCCCCGCCCACAGAGGGACGGUCCUCUAGGGGAGCCUUGGAUGAGCAGGCGCUCCAUUCCGAUUUAGUGCCAAGAAAUACAUUGGCGUUUGAGUUACCCCUGAGCGGGGCAAGUCGGGGGGGCGUGCGUUCAUCGCACGAGAGCUCACGCCGUGACUGCUGUGAACUUUAAUUACUGCUACAGAGACUAUAACUCCCAUCAUGCAAUGAGGAGAAGUACCAAUAACUGUUUUAGGUAACCUCUCUCCUGCAGCUUGUGAGAAAUACAAUUCCUAUCAUGCUCAGCCAGAGGCUCGGAUUAUUGCCCCGCGGCCCCCUGUUCCAGGGGAUAAAACCGGUUGAGACUGUCGUCGUUAUUUUGUGUAUUAAAGAUGGGGUUAAAUAACUACAUUUUGUGACAAUGCGGGGUUACAUUGUCAGGGUUUAUAGUUGCCCCCCCCGGUGGUUCACGGGGUCCCUGAAAAUAAAUGAUUUAAAAAGUUUAA